GUUUAACUUAUCCAAAAAGAAAGUCCAAAGUUUAUGACCAUUAUAUUGUUAAUGCUAAGGUAGGACCUUAGAAUGGACAAGAAUGUGGAAUAUAAUGAAUCCAUAAUAAAAGGAUUUCCAUUACUUGACAUUGAAGUUUUGUUCAUCCCAAAAGAAAUUCUUAAAAAGUAUGCUUCUAUAUGUUCAUCAUCCCCUCAAAUACCUAAGUGUCUAGUUCUAUUCUCAAUCCCUCUGUCGUACCGCAAUAGCUUUUUAUUUCUUUAAUGGAACGCGAGGAGGGAAAACAAUCUUCUCAAAAAAAUCCUUACACAGAACUUGAGGAAGUUAGCUCCGAUUUUAUUCUAGCAAUUGGUUUGCAAGAACAAGAGUUAGAGAGAACAACAUUCACAAACCUAGCAACCAUUGAAAGUGAAAGCGACGAAGAUGUAACUGAGUCAUCUUUUAGCAAUGAUGAUAUUGGUGAUGCCGAUUUUUCAUUUAGUCAAGAGUUUGAAACCGAUCUUCAAUUUCUUGAAGGUGAAGGAAGUAAUAUUGAUGAUGACGACGAUGACUACGAUGAAAUGGAAGAAGAUGAAAUUGAUCCAGAUGAAUUAUCUUAUGAAGAGUUGAUUGAGUUAGGAGAUUUUAUAGGAGAAGAAAAAAGAGGAUUAUCACCUAAUGAAAUAUCUUCUUGCUUAUAUCCUUAUACUUGCAAAAUUGCUGAAAGAAAAAGUGGAAUUGAUCGUUGUGUGAUUUGUCAAAUUGAAUAUGAAGAUGGUGAAGCCUUAGUUACACUUCAUUGUGAUCAUCCUUAUCAUACAGAUUGUAUAAGCAAAUGGCUUCAAAUUAAGAAGGUUUGUCCAAUUUGUAGCAAUGAAGUUUCAACUCCAAACAAGGCUAAGAGCACUUGAUGAAGUGUUUGGAUUUUAAAAUUGAUGUGUAUAUUCAAAUUAUUGUAAUCUUCAUUUGAAUGAAAAAUUAUAGUUGAAAAAUAAAUAAUAUAGAAGAGUUGGAUUUAUAAAGUACAAAUAUUAUCACUAGAAAAUUUAAAAAUUCCUCAUGUACUACAAAAUUCCCAAUUGUAGAUUGAUUUGAAUAAUUUAUAUUAAUCUGAAAAUGAAAGUGUU
Molecule: messenger RNA, 1106 nt
Organism: Trifolium pratense (red clover)
Lineage: Eukaryota; Viridiplantae; Streptophyta; Magnoliopsida; Fabales; Fabaceae
Product: E3 ubiquitin ligase BIG BROTHER-related-like
Exons: 1
Coding region: 264-890 (208 amino acids)
Biological process (GO): negative regulation of organ growth; protein ubiquitination
Molecular function (GO): ubiquitin conjugating enzyme binding; ubiquitin-protein transferase activity
Source: RefSeq, a predicted model, not a curated record